Suillus plorans is the source of this 531-nucleotide messenger RNA. RefSeq lists its product as uncharacterized. Bases 1 to 531 code for a protein of 176 amino acids. NCBI's taxonomy places the organism in Eukaryota, Fungi, Basidiomycota, Agaricomycetes, Boletales, Suillaceae. The record is from RefSeq and is a predicted model, not a curated record. The transcript is spliced from 4 exons.
AUGUCAAAGUUACUGGGUUUUUUUUGCUAUCUUUUUUUGCUUGUGCCAUGGCAGCAAGUCGCACGUUUAAAUUUUGUUCCACGAAAUAUUUAUGAAUGGACCCGUCCCCAUCCUCUCCUAACAAUAACCACAGCGAACCAGCAACUUGAUGGUCAGGUCGAAGAGAUCCAAGCACUAGACACGGAACUUGCAGAUGCACACGAGAAGAUUGCUACUGUACGAGAGCGGAUAAAAGUUGGGACGGCUGAGGUCGAAAAGCUGAGGAGUGUCAGAGCAGAGGCGGAAAAGGCUGUGGAAAUCGGCACAGGUGAAAGGGUGGAAGACGGAAGAGUGGCUGGACUGCAUGAUUGGUGCACAACUUCUAGUGUUCUCGACCACAACCUCAACCUGUCAUGCGCUCGUUUCACUUCUCUCUGCACAUAUCACGGCCGCGUGGCUCGCCAUAUAGGACGGACUGGUGCACAAUUCAGAUAUGACUCGACAACGUUUAGAUUGAGCCAGGCACCGGACCUGCCAUCAGCCAGAGGUUAA